Molecule: messenger RNA, 1601 nt
Organism: Aricia agestis (brown argus)
Lineage: Eukaryota; Metazoa; Arthropoda; Insecta; Lepidoptera; Lycaenidae
Gene: RASSF8
Product: ras association domain-containing protein 8
Exons: 10
Coding region: 176-1552 (458 amino acids)
Biological process (GO): signal transduction
Source: RefSeq, a predicted model, not a curated record
CUCACAUAACCCACUUUUGGUCAUUUUUGGUUUCGAUUUAUUUUGUUCUAGUUUUGAAAUAUUUGUCUGGGCUCCCGAUCUAUUUUGAGCUAGCUAACAUAGACGAAAAGACUGAAGAACGCGUUAAAUAAUGGUGUCAUAGUUGAACCUGUAGAGGGCGAGCGUCUUCGAAUAAAUGGAGUUGAAGGUCUGGGUCGAGGGGAUACAAAGGAUUGUUUGUGGGGUUACGGAGACCACCACUUGUCAGGAUGUAGUGUUUGCUCUGGCGCAUGCCACGGGCAAAGUGGGAAGAUUUACACUAAUAGAACGAUGGAGAAACAACGAACGUCUCCUUGCUCCUCAAGAGUUCCCUCUAAAGAUUCUAAUGAAAUGGGGUGAAUAUGCUAAUGACAUUCAGUUUAUUUUAAGAAGAUCUGAACCAAAUCCCAACCCCAGUAAUGUGCCGAAACCAGCCCAGCCUAACAAUUCAAGAUCUCCAGUUGCUAAUGGAAGUAAUAACACCUCAAAUCAAAAUGCACAAGAAUCUCAAAGUUCACCGAGCAGAAUGAACACAACACCCACCUUUGUAAAUAACACCUCGCCCGGGAACCCUGUGGGAGUAGUGAAGGGUGUCCAACAAAACAAAACCCCCGAGUCCAUCAGUCCCGUGCUGAAAGACGUCCCACCUUAUAGAGAACCACCGCCCCCAUAUCGGUCUCCGCCACCACCGUCGCAGGCCCUCCGGAAAUCUCCCAACCGAGCUCACAUACAGUCACAUGUCUCCCCGGUAAACCUGCCCGAGGAAGAGCACAAGGAGCCGGUCAGCUACAACAACCAGUACAGAGAGCUCGUGUCGCUUGUCAAUUACCAGAGAGAGAAGCUGUCAAGCCAGCAGGUUGAUUUGAUAAAGUUUGAUGCCGAAAUUGGUUUCUGGGAGAACAAGGGGAGAGAGCAGGAGAGACAGGUAGAACUACUGCAGCAGCAGAUCACAUCCACAGACAACCAGCUACGGAUAAGCACAGAGCAGGCGCAAGCGUUAAACUAUUUAGAGGAAGAGGCUGAAUUAGUGAAGCAGAAUGAGAAAACAAUUAAGUCUGAGAUAGUCCUAGUGCGGUCCAAGCUGGCAAACUGUGAGACCGAGCUGCUGCAGUGCAAGAACAAGAUACGGAAACUGAUGGAGGAUAUACACAACGAGCAGAGAAUAAUCAGCAGUCGCCAGCAAGAAAAUAGACAAGCACUGGAGAGAUCUAUGUUGGCCGAAAUGGAGAAUCUACAAACUCAAAUACAACAAGCGAAACAUGCCACCGAAAUAAAUCAUCUUACAGCUGAAAGUCUGAAACGAGAGGUUGGUGUAUUGGAGAACGCCAUAAUGGAGAAGAAACGCCAGGUGGAGAGGCUAGUGCAGGAGAUGAAGGAGGCCAACCUGCAGAGCCUCACCGGCAGCCUCGACGAGCUCAGACAUCCGCUUGAUGGUAUGUGUAAAGCGGGCAGUGCCAGAAGAAUCAUUGGUUCACCGAGACAGUUGGAGAAUGCAGCACCCACUAAUAAAAAUCCACAUGGAGUGUGGGUAUAAUUGGUGUAAAUUAUAUUAAGAGGCAUUUAAGUAUAAAAAGUAUAUAUUA